UUUCCCUUUUCUACUGUCCUAAAGCCACCGAACCUUUUUAUACUGUAUUCUCUAUGCCCCCAAUUCUGACUCCACUGAUUGGCUCUUUUUCUCUUGGAACUUUCCAUCACCCACUUUUUUCCAGGUAAAAACAACUGCAGUGGAAUAUUGAGGCCUCCCCCUCCUUUAUCUCCCCAAAUUCUGUGCUUCUUCAGAGACCCUUUGCUUCCUUUUUUUUUUCAUUGUCUUUUGAAUUUUGGUUGGUGGGCAAUACUAAUAUAUGCAUAGAUAGUCGAUACAGAGGUUUUAAUUUCUUUUUUCUGGGGAGAAUUUGGAGGUCUUGUGAUACAGAGGGAGGUUCAGGCCUUGAGGGGAAAAGAUUGAAAAUGGAUGCUAUAAAGAAGCAAGCAAGUAAAUUAAGAGAACAGGUGGCUAGGCAGCAGCAGGCAAUUCUCAGACAACUAGGACAAUUGGGUCAUGAAGCUGUAAUGGUUGAUGACACUGAAAUGGAGUGUUACCAACAACUCCAAAAUUUGUACAAAUCUACAAGAACUGCUAAGCAUUUGCAGAGGGAUAUCGUCCGUGGUGUAGAAGGAUUUAUUUCAAUAAGCAAAAAGCAGAUGGAGAUAACUAGAAAGUUGGCAGAAGAUUGUUGCAAGUAUGGGAUUGAGAACCAAAGUGAUGCUCUUCACCUUGCAAGGGCUGCCUCUGGUUUCAGUACCACACGUUUCAAUGAAGAUCAUAGGGAAACUAUGCUUGGGAUUCUUGCAAACCAGGUUUGUGAACCUCUGCGCGUGUCCAUAGCUGGUGCUCCAUUAGAAGAUGCUCGCCACUUGACUCACCGUUAUGACAGAGUCCGGCAAGAGUUUGAAGCCCAGGCAGCUGAUGUAUUAAGGCGUAGAUCAAAGUGUAAAGAUUCUUCUGCAGAGAGUGUUAUAAAGCUAAAAAGUUCAGAAGCAAAGUUGACUGAGCUUAAAUCUUCAAUGUUGGUGCUUGGGAAUGAAGCAAUUUCCGCUAUGUUGUCAGAGGAUCAGCAACAGCAACUUACUUUUCAAAAGCUUCUUAGCAUGGUGGAUGCUGAGAGAUCUUAUCAUCAAAACAUUGUGCUUUUAGAGAAGCUGCAUUCUGAGAUGAUUCUGGAGGAGCAACUGAACGAGUCUUCGUUACAUUCAUCAUUUAGCCAGAAAGAUUCCUGUUCUCUAUUUGUACAUGUAGAUACCAUAAAUAAGUCUGAAGAUGAUGCAUACUUUAUUGCAAAGGUUAUACACUCUUUUGAUGCCCAAGCAGAUGGCGAGCUUAGCCUUGCAGUUGAUGAUUUGUUGUUAUCUAGAAAAGUGGCUCCUAAUGGAUGGUCCGAAGGAGAAUGCAAGGGCGAGGCUGGAUGGUUUCCUUCAGCCUAUGUAGAAAGGAGAGACAAGAUUCCUGCAAGCAAGGUAUCUUGAUGGUGGUGACAUUCUGUUAAGAAUAUGCCUUGUUAUAGAGCUGAAUAUUUUGUAUAUCUCAACAGCACUGGAAGGUUCGGGCAAUCGGUUUUAGUUUUGCUGCCUUCAAGUUCAUACAUGAAAUUCCCCUUCAUUGUAUAGUUCACUGUUGCUCGUUUGUUUGUGACAAGUUUACCCUAGUUGGGAUCUGGGAUUCUUUUCCAUUUGAAGAUCAUAACUUUGUGUACUUUUAUUUUUGGGUUGAAGUGCUUUGAUGGGGAUGAAUACUGAUGCCUGGUGGAGAGUAA
Molecule: messenger RNA, 1708 nt
Organism: Coffea arabica (coffee)
Lineage: Eukaryota; Viridiplantae; Streptophyta; Magnoliopsida; Gentianales; Rubiaceae
Source: RefSeq, a predicted model, not a curated record